GGCCCCUCGGGGUGCCCCGAGCUCGGGGUCCCCCCAGGGCAGGGCUCUCCCCGCACGGCGGGAGCCGCCCCGGCGCUGCGGGCGGUGGGAGCGGGGCGGGCCCGGGGGCGCUCCCGGGGCUCUGGAAUCCCCCUGGCCCCGCCGGGGAGCGGCGCUGAGCGGGCACAGCGAGCCGGGCUCCUCCGGCCAGCGGGAAGUUGACGCACCAGCCUAAGAAUAGCUCGGGCAGGGCGAGCGCGGACGGUGCUGUCGGCGAAGCUGCUGAUGAAAUCGCAGCCGGGAGCGGAGGAGUCUUUGGACCUUCCCAUGCUCGGGACCUUUGACUCAUAAAAGGCUCCUCCAAAAAGCGUCGGGAGCAGAAGAGGGAAAGGAGCGGGAGAAAGAAGGGAAGGAGGAGCUGCUGGAAGGAGCAGAGCCCGUCCCGGAGCGUGGGGAGCUGCGGGGGGACACAGGAAGCCGCUGCAUGUGGAGUUUCGGGACAAGAUGCUCUCCCUGAAGAAAUACUUCACGGAAGGCCUCAUCCAGUUCACCAUCCUGCUGAGCCUGCUGGGCGUGCGCGUGGACGUGGACACCUACCUGAACCCUCAGCUGCCGCCGCUGCGCGAGAUCAUCCUGGGCCAGAGCUCGGCCUACACGCAGACGCAGUUCCACAACCUGCGCAACACCUUGGACGGCUAUGGCAUCCACCCCAAGAGCGUCGAGCUGCACUCCUACCUCGGCGCCCGCCGCCUGCUCAGCCAGGUGAGGGCCCUGGACCGGCUGCAGGUGCCCAGCGCCCAGGUGAGCGCGUGGCUGGUGCACCGCGACGCCGAGGGCGCCGUGCCCGGCGGGCAGCAGGACGGUGGCACGGCCGAGGGCGCCGUGCGGGAGAGCGGCGCCGAGCAGGGAUUCGGGGACGAGCUGGAGGAUCUGGGGGCCGUGGCAGCGCCCGCCAACGCCGAUCUCACCAAGGAGGACAUCGAUUUGAUUGACAUCCUGUGGAGACAGGAUAUCGAUCUCGGCGCUGGGCGAGAGAUUUUUGACUACAGCCACCGGCAGAAAGAGAGCGAAGUGGACAAAGAGCUGAGCGAUGGGAGGGAGCGCGGGGACAGCUGGAGGAGUGCAGGGAAUGAGGUCUUGGAUAGAAUCCCGCUAGUUGAUGGAGAGACCGGGGAGAGUUUCCCUGCGCAGGUGCCCGGUGCGGAGGACCAGACUGCCCUGUCCCUGGAGGAGUGCCUUAGGCUGCUGGAGGCCACCUUCCCCUUCGGGGACAAUUCCGAGUUCCCAGCCGCGGAUGUCUCUGCGCUGAGCGAAGCCGUGCCCGGGCAGAGCCGGGCUCCGGGCGGCUCCCCCGGCCUGCUGUCCCCUCUGCUGGCCGACCCCGAGUCACCCUUCGACCUGGAGCAGCAGUGGCAGGACCUGAUGUCCAUCAUGGAGAUGCAGGCCAUGGAGGUGAACGGCACCGGCGCCGAGAGCCUCUACGGCGGCACCGGCGGGGACCUGCUGGUGUCCAACUACAGCCUGGCGCCCGGCACGCCCAUCAACCACAACGUCAGCCUGCAUCAGGCCUCGCUGGGCGGCUGCUCCCAGGACUUCUCCCUCUUCAGCCCCGACAUGGAGAGCCCCUCGUCCAUGGCGGGCGGCUCGGCCCUGCUGCAGCUGGCGCCCGACAACUCCACCGGCCUCAGCGGCACCUUCGGCUCCACCAACCUGAGCGGGAUCUUCUUCCCGCCCCACAUGAACGGCACCGGCAACGAGACGGCGGCGCCCGAGCUGCCCGACCCGCUGGGAGGGCUCCUGGACGAGGCCAUGCUGGAUGAGAUCAGCCUGAUGGACUUGGCCAUCGAGGAGGGCUUCAACCCCGUGCAGGCCUCGCAGCUGGAAGAGGAGUUCGAUUCCGACUCAGGUCUUUCCCUGGAUUCCGGCCACAGCCCCGCGUCCCUGAGCAGCUCCGAAGCCUCGUCCUCGUCGUCCUCUUCCUCCUCCUCGUCCUCCUCCUCCUCGUUUUCCGAGGAAGGCGCCGUGGGCUACAGCUCGGACUCGGAGAACGUGGACUUUGAGGAGGCGGAAGGGGCGGUUGGCUACCAGCCAGAGUACAGCAAGUUCUGCCGCAUGAGCUACCAGGACCCGGCGCAGCUCCAUUACCUGCCUUACCUGGAGCACGUCGGCCACAACCACACCUACAACAUGGCCCCGGGCACGCUGGACCCCGAGGAGCCCAAAGCGCCCGGCGCCGGCAAGAAGAGCGGCAAGGAGAAACCGUCGGAGCUGCUGGACAAGCAGCUGAGCCGCGACGAGCACCGCGCCAGGGCCAUGAAGAUCCCCUUCACCAACGACAAAAUCAUCAACCUGCCCGUGGAGGAGUUCAACGAGCUCCUGUCCAAGUACCAGCUGAGCGAGGCGCAGCUCAGCCUCAUCCGCGACAUCCGCCGGCGCGGCAAGAACAAGAUGGCGGCGCAGAACUGCCGCAAGAGGAAGCUGGACACCAUCCUCAACCUGGAGCGCGACGUGGAGGAGCUGCAGCGAGACAAGUCCAAACUGCUCAGGGAGAAGGUGGAGUUCCUCAAAUCCAUCCGGCAGAUGAAGCAGAAGGUGCAGAGCCUGUACCAGGAGGUGUUUGGGCGGCUGCGGGACGAGCAGGGCCGGCCCUACUCGCCCAGCCGCUACGCGCUGCAGUACGGCAGCGACGGCAGCGUGCUGCUGAUCCCGCGCGCGCCCGCGCCCGCCGAGCCGCAGCCGCGGCGCCCCGAGCGCAAGCAGAAGGACCGGAGGAAGUGAGGGCGGCGGCGGAAGGGAGAGCUGGGAUGAGGGCCGAGCCUUGGCGGUGCUUGCGGAGGGGAACUUUGAUGCCUUCUUAUCCGAUUCUGUCUUCUGGAGCCACGCGCGGCGCGCCGGGGACUCUGCGGGGGUGGCCGUCCCUAAAAUAAAAACAAAAAAACCACACGGAACGGGGUGGGGGACACGGAGCUGCCCCCUCACCGAGCCCAGCUGCCCACGGAGCCGCCCACCCCGGGGUGCUGGGAGAGCAGGGACGGGCUGGCAUCGCUGCUGGGGAGGUUGGCACGAGGUGGAUAAAACACAAAAAACAAAAAAACCCACAAAAAAAAAAAACAAACCUACUGUUAGGAACUGGCUUUAAAUAAGAGAAAAACAAAAAAAAAACCCACAAAAAAACGAGGAAAAAAAAAAAGAGAUUUAAGCGAAUGGACUUCAAACCGAGUUAUAGGAGAGACGUUUUUCUGAACUUCCAAAGUUCUGUGAUUUCAGGUAGUUGGUUGUUUUUAUUUUGUUUUUUCCCUUUCCUUUUUUUUUCUUGUUUUGGUUCUUUUUUUUUUUUUCAUUUUUCGGUUUUUUUUCCUUUGAUCCCGACCCCGUUUUUGCCAUGGGUGUGUGUGAGACCCCCGGGGCAGGGCAGGGCACAGGGUGGGCGCUGCCGUUAACCCUUGGCAGCCCAGGGAGGAGGAACACGAGGGGACCCCCCUGGCGUGGGGAGGGGCUGCAGGGGCUGCAGGAACUGCAGGGGCUGCAGGAGCUGCAGGGGCUGCAGGAACUGCAGGAGCUGCAGGGGCUGCAGGAGCUGCAGGAGCUGCAGGAACUGCAGGGGCUGCAGGAGCUGCAGGAUCCGUCCCUGCUCCUCCUGGGAGGGAUUCGGGGUCAGGAGCAGCACAAGGAGACCCCCGGGCCCCCCACGCUUGGGGGGGUUUGGGGGGGUUCCAGCCUUGAUUUUUUUCCCUCCCCCCUUUUAGGGUCUAGAAGUGCUUGUGUUGAGUAAAAAAAACAAAACAAAACGAAAAAACACAUUAAAAAAAAUCACAAAAAAAAACAAAACCAAAAAAAAAAAAGAAAAAGGGAGAAGCCCAAGCGUUGGAAGCUGCUCAAUGUUCUCUUUGCCAUAAAGAUUCCGUGUAACCGUGUGAUCGCAUUAUAGGAUUCUCUUCUGUCCCUAGAGGUGUCGGUCUGACUUCCUUUGUUUUUCAGGAGGGGGGUGGGGGUAGUGCCUUGAUCACUGUCAGGUCCCCACACCUCGGGGGCCGUCCUAGAGCUGUAAUUCCACAUAGCACAGCUGGGAGCGUUCGGACUUUACCAGCAACCAGAAAAGAAAAAAAAACAAAAAAAAAAAUAGAAAUGAAAAAAAAAUAUAUAGAGAGAAAUGAAAAAAAAAAUUAAAAAGAAAAAAAAAAGGUUAAAAAAAAAGAAAUAAUAGAAAAGAACGGCUUUUCCGAGCCGGUCCUGUGCACGGGAUCCAGGAGGAUUCCAGGGUGGAAUCCUGGAAAAGCAGCAGGGAAGGCCCGCUGGAAGAUGUGCGUGGGUUUGUGGGAAUGUUUUCCAGGUUUGGUUUUUUUUUUGGGAAUGUUUGGAGCUGGGAGUGGCUGGAUGGGACCCCCGAGCCCCCUCCGGCUUCCCGGGAAUGAAGCACAAGUUGGGAUGUGGGGAGGUUGGGAUGGAGAGAGAGCCCUGUGCGUGUGUUUUAAAUUAUUUUUCUUUUUCCUCUUAGAAACUUUUUUUGAUUUGAAUGAUCUGUGACCUGUCAGGGAGAGAAGAGAGAUUGUUGUGAGCACAGGACAAAAAAAAAAAAAAAUAAAAACGGCUUAUUCACUGUA
This is a messenger RNA of Prinia subflava (tawny-flanked prinia), 4580 nucleotides long. It is a transcript of the gene NFE2L1, whose product is annotated as NFE2 like bZIP transcription factor 1. The record is from RefSeq and is a predicted model, not a curated record. The transcript has 7 exons. Bases 484 to 2757 code for a protein of 757 amino acids. Lineage: Eukaryota; Metazoa; Chordata; Aves; Passeriformes; Cisticolidae. Gene Ontology annotation, biological process: regulation of transcription by RNA polymerase II. Gene Ontology annotation, molecular function: DNA-binding transcription factor activity, RNA polymerase II-specific; RNA polymerase II cis-regulatory region sequence-specific DNA binding. Gene Ontology annotation, cellular component: nucleus.